UAUAUGCGCGUGUGUGAGUGUGGCUCGUGCAUCAAGAUGGCGGUGGCUCCUGACAGCAGAGUGCUCUCCUACACUGUUUAUAAAUGGAGCUCCUACUCCUCUACAUAUUUACCCGAGAAUAUUUUAGUGGACAAACCUAGCGAUCAGUCUUCCAGGUGGUCAUCUGAGAGCAACUACCCUCCUCAGUACUUGAUCUUAAAACUGGAGAGACCAGCUAUCGUUCUGAGCAUCACCUAUGGCAAAUAUGAGAAAACCCACGUGUGUAACCUGAAGAAGUUCAAGGUGUUCGGAGGCAUGAGCGAAGAAAACAUGACAGAACUCUUGUCUAGUGGCCUUAAGAAUGACUUCAACAAGGAGACAUUCACGCUAAAGCACAAGAUCGAUGAGCAGAUGUUUCCCUGCAGGUUCAUUAAAAUAGUGCCUCUGAUGUCAUGGGGCCCCAGCUUUAACUUCAGCAUCUGGUAUAUUGAGUUACACGGCAUAGAAGAUCCAGACGUUGUCCAGCCCUGCCUUAACUGGUACAGUAAGUACCGUGAACAGGAGGCCAUCCGCCUGUGCCUGAAACACUUCCGGCAGCACAACUACACAGAAGCCUUCGAGUCCCUGCAGAAGAAAACACGGAUCGCUCUCGAGCACCCCAUGCUCACACACCUCCAUGAGCGGCUGGUCCUCAGAGGAGACUUUGACGCCUGCGAGGAGCUCAUAGACAAAGCCGUGAGAGAUGGUUUGUUUAAUCAGUACAUCAGCCAGCAGGAUUAUAAGCCACGCUGGAGUCAGAUCGUCCCCAAAUGUAACAAAGGUGACAGUGAUGAUAACAGGCCGGGCAUGAGAGGAGGUCAUCAGAUGGUCAUUGAUGUUCAGACAGAAACUGUGUAUCUUUUUGGUGGCUGGGAUGGAACGCAGGACUUGGCUGAUUUCUGGGCAUACAGUGUGAAGGAGAACCAAUGGGCCUGUAUCUCCAGGGAUACAGAGAAGGAGAAUGGUCCCAGUGCUCGUUCGUGUCACAAGAUGUGCAUCGACUCUCAGCGGAGGCAGAUCUACACGCUGGGCCGUUAUCUGGACUCCUCUGUCAGAAACAGCAAGUCACUGAAGAGUGACUUCUACUGCUAUGACAUUGACGCUAACACAUGGACUCUUCUUAGCGAAGACACGUCCGCUGAUGGAGGACCCAAACUCGUUUUCGACCACCAGAUGUGCAUGGACUCUGAGAAGCACAUGAUCUACACUUUUGGUGGCCGAAUUCUGACGUAUAACGGCAGUGUGGAUGACGGCAGGACGUCAGAACCUCAGUUCAGCGGGCUUUAUGCGUAUCACUGUCAAGCUGGCAGCUGGAGUUUGCUCAGAGAAGACUCGUGUAACGCUGGGCCAGAGGACAUCCAGUCCCGCAUCGGACACUGCAUGCUCUUCCACAUGAGAAAUCGCUGCUUGUAUGUUUUCGGAGGUCAGAGGUCCAAAACUUACUUGAAUGAUUUCUUCAGUUAUGACGUUGAUGGAGACCAUGUGGAGAUCAUCUCAGAUGGCACCAAGAAAGACUCAGGCAUGGUACCAAUGACGGGAUUCACUCAGCGUGCCACCAUUGACCCAGAGCUCAAUGAGAUCCACGUUCUAUCAGGGCUCAGCAAAGACAAAGACAAACGCGAGGAGAAUGUACGCAACUCCUUCUGGAUCUAUGACAUUGCACGCAACAACUGGUCAUGCGUUUAUAAGAAUGACCAGGCCGUGAAAGAAAACACCACAAAGGCUCUACAAGAAGAAGAACCUUGUCCUCGUUUUGCUCAUCAGUUAGUCUAUGAUGAGUUGCACAAGGUGCAUUACCUUUUCGGUGGAAACCCAGGGAAGUCAAGCUCACCCAAAAUGAGAUUGGAUGAUUUCUGGUCUCUAAAGCUGUGCCGCCCUUCCAAAGAAUAUCUGCUUCGACACUGCAAAUACCUCAUUCGCAAAUACAGGUUUGAGGAGAAGGCUCAGACCGAGCCCUUGAAUGCACUUAAAUAUCUACAGAAUGAUCUGUCUCUUACCGUGGACCACACCGACCCCGAUGAGACAAAAGAGUUCCAGCUCUUGCCCUCUGCUCUGUUCAAAUCCAGCUCAGACUUCAUUCCUCUAGGCUUUUCAGAUGUGGAUCAGACGUAUGCCCAGCGCACACAGCUGUUCGACAUGCUUGUCAAUUUCUUCCCAGACAAUAUGACACCACCCAAGGGUAACCUUGUUGACCUCAUCACCCUGUAGCCACGCCCUACACAAUAGACCACACCCCUCUUUAGACUCCUCCAACCCAAAACAGAAGUUAUUUUUCUACAUUUUUCACCCGAGGUGUGCCGUGCCCACCUACUGUGUUUUCUCUUACAGAAGCAAUGGCACUUAAAUGUCCCUGAGACUUAUUUAAAAUGCAGAAAUAUAAUUUUUUCUUUACUCUGGUUUGCCAGGGUUGUGAUGUUUUUGUUUUUGAUUUUUAAAAAGGUGUCAGAAUUAGGUCUAAAUAUGCAUAUCUGCCAAAUUGCGCACUGAAUUAUUAUUAUUAUUUUUUAACAAACCUGCUUAGUUUCAAAUCUGUUUCAGUUUUAUCAUUUCAAUUUUCUUUCAUACAGGUUGAAAUAUAUUUGAGUUAAAAAUCCAAACAGCUUACAUCAUAAAGGGGUGGUUUUGAUUUAUGAACUGUGUGAUCAACAUGGGUUGCCUUUAUAUUUUAAAUAACAUUUUUAUGGACAAACAUAUGUGCGCUGAGCCAGUGGAGCCUGAAGGCAAAGAUCAGAGUGCCCUCUAGAGUCAGUUUUCUCACUCUAGUAGAUAUAUUCUGUUCUCUCUCAAUACUGGUUUUGAAUACUGGCUUCCAUCUAAACCUGCUGCUGCUAUUGGAUGCUGCCAUGACAUUAGUGCUUUCUUUGACUCUUUAAUAGUGAUGAAACACCCGAUUUCAUAAAUUCUCAUCCACAAAUUUUAAAAGGUUAGAUUGCUAUAGUGGCAUGUUUGAGGUGUAUUGCACACAUUUAGGUACACAAGAACUGUUUUCCACUGUGUGUAGGAACGCAAAUAUUAGUAGCACAUGAUAAUUCAUGGCAACACUCUGUACAUUAUAACAUAUCAUUUCACUUGCAUCCAUUAGAGAAUGGAUGAGCGAACACUUUGCUGCACUUAGACAAACCGAAGAUAUGGAUGAUUUGAAUUUUUGAAGUGUAGAUUGCUGUUUACUUCAGGUUAUGGCUGCUUUUAGAACUCCGUAUAGUCUAGUUCAUCCUGCUUUGUUUCACAGACUGUUCAGUUUACUGGUAACUUACCGACUCAAAGUAGUCUUAUUGGGACCACCGAAGACAGAAGAGACCCCUCACUAUUUAUUAUUAAUAUUAUUAUUAUUAUUAUUAUUGUUUCAUGGUGAACUUGAGCCCUGAAUGUCAUAUAUCAUGUUCUUUUUCUCUCUAUGGUGUCAUAGAGACGUCUAUAUGUGCCCUUCAUUCCGUAUGAGCUUCCGGGUUGUUUCCAGUUCUGGACAGAUGAAAGUGUGCUGGAUGAUAGAUAGUCUUCCAUAUAGUUCAUCCAUACAUCAGGAUAACUUGGCCUCUAUUUGUGCAGUGCUAGUUUAACAGCAGUUGUUUUUGUUAUUUGUCUCCCUGUGCACGAGUAGCAAGUUUUCCCCUUCCAAAAAAAAAAAAAAAAAAAAAAGUUUCUGUAAUUAGAUCGCUGUUAAAUUUGCUGUAGUUUUUGCUUCACCCACGCAGAAACCAAAGGCUCAAAGAACCAUGGGACAGUACAUUAUGCUUCACCCUGCUGAUUGUGUCCUCCCAAGUGUCAUAUCUCAAUUCCCUAAACUCAGUAUUAUCUGAGAUUUCAUUCUGUGGAGAAACACUUACGGCGCACUGGAGUGUGGAAGUUUGACUUCUUUGUGAUUGGCCAGUUGGUAAUUUAUAAGAUUCAGUGCUCUUUAUUUCUUUCCUGGCUUGAACGCAAUUUGGGUCUAAAUGAUUUGGAAUCCAGGGCUUACUUUGCCUUUCGUAGCUCUAGCAGUGUUUUUAUGUCAGAAAGAAAACAAUGAAAUCAAGGAUACAUGAGAGGAUCAACACUUAAAACCGGAGACUUAUGCCAAAUACGUUUUCUUGCUUUUGGUGUACAUUUCUGCAGUGUCAGAGAUGAAAUGACUUUCUCUUUUCCUCUCUCUUGGAAAUCCUCAUCUCUGCUCUUGAGCGAGGGCACAUUGAGGUGUCAGCACUACACUGUGGCUCUCAUGAAUGUGUAGAACCCAUUAAAGAACUGCAUUGUAUGUAAUGUACAUAAAGAAUAAAGAUUGUAUUUUGUUCAAGUUUUCUUAAA
This is a messenger RNA of Carassius carassius (crucian carp), 4299 nucleotides long. Its product is annotated as muskelin-like. Gene Ontology annotation, cellular component: cytoplasm. The coding region runs from base 4 to 2226 and encodes 740 amino acids. Gene Ontology annotation, molecular function: protein binding. The transcript has 18 exons. The record is from RefSeq and is a predicted model, not a curated record. Lineage: Eukaryota; Metazoa; Chordata; Actinopteri; Cypriniformes; Cyprinidae.